Molecule: messenger RNA, 793 nt
Organism: Moneuplotes crassus
Lineage: Eukaryota; Ciliophora; Spirotrichea; Euplotida; Euplotidae
Source: the annotation of a GenBank genome assembly
AUUAAAAAUGGUCACUUUCGUCUGUGAUAUUUGUGGAGAUACUAUCAAGAAGAACAGAGUUGAAAAACACUGCAGCACCAAAUGCAGAGACGCCUGGAAUUUCACUUGUCUAGAAUGUGGAAAAGUUUUCGAAGGUUACGAGUAUGAUAAGCACACCUCUUGAAUAACAGAAGUUGAGAAGUACCAAGGUACCUUUCUUAAAAAGGAACAGGAGAAAAAGAGGAAGGCUAAAGAAGAAAAAAAGGCUAAAGAAGAAGCCAAAAUGAAUCAAACUGAGCUUGAAGAGAACAAAGAAGCUGAAGAAGAGAAGGAAGAAUCUGUAGAAAAUGAAGAAAAGAAAGUACCUGAGCCAAAGAGCAUUCUCAAAAAUAAGCAAGAAGAAUCACCUAAAAAGAAGUCUAAGAAAACAAAGAGUUCCAAACUCGACAUGAAAGCGAAAAUAAAAGCCGAGAUGGAGCAAACAAAUAUCUCAUCCCUAGAUAUAACAUCCAAUGAUUGGAUAAAGGAGAACAUCCUCACAGGAGAUUCUGAGUUCCCAGGAUGGAAGAAAGCUAUAAAAACCCUUCUAAAGUCUCUUGAAGGUAAGGAUGCCCUAAAGAAAAAGUUCAAGAAAUGUCUCCGCAAAGCAUACGAGAUAUCCUCGUCUUACCAAAAAGAGACCAGGAAAGAGUUAAAUAAGUUAAUAGACCAGAAAUUAGAACAAAGCAAGAGAGUAAGAGUGUUUGCAGACCUUGUGCAGAAUACCAAGACUAAGAACGACCUUGAAUAAUUUUCAACAUUAGGUAUUGGAAAG